Trichoplax adhaerens is the source of this 2103-nucleotide messenger RNA. RefSeq lists its product as uncharacterized. The record is from RefSeq and is a predicted model, not a curated record. The transcript has 11 exons. NCBI's taxonomy places the organism in Eukaryota, Metazoa, Placozoa, Uniplacotomia, Trichoplacea, Trichoplacidae. Bases 1 to 2103 code for a protein of 700 amino acids.
AUGGACAGUGACGAUGAUAUUUAUGACUGCAUGCUGGAAAGUUCAGUCAAGCUAGUCUAUGAUCGAAUACUUCCAAAGUUAGAAAGACAACUACCGACGAAAAAUUUUUGUAAAGGAGCUUUCAAACUUGGAAUAAUUGAUUACGAUAAAGUACUGACAGCGUCUCAUGAACAUAUUAGUCCGGAUAUUAAUAGGAAAAUAUUGGAAUAUAUCGAUUCUGAACAGUUAGAUGAUAUCAAAGAUUGGCUAUCAAUUAUGUUUGAUGAUGAGAAAUGCCGUCCAAUUGCUUAUGAAUUCAUCAACGAAUUAAGUGAAUGGAAGUUAGAAGAACUUGUAGAAAAUAUAAACAUAAAAGAUGGGUACAUUUUGAUUUCAGACAAGCUUAUUAGCGUAUCCAAGCUUGAUUCAGUGCAAAUGGAUGUGGAUGAACCGGUUAUAAUUGUUCAAGAUUCAAUUAGUCGCAAAAGUUUUCCCAUCAAUAAGGAUCAUUCUGUGGAUGUUCCUAUCCAUGCUGAGGAUAUAAAACAUAAAGUGAAUGUUAGCGUUCCUUUUCCUAUUCAUUAUCGUCCGAUGUCUACAGAAAUAGACAUAUUUCCACUAGUAACCCGCUUUACAGCUAUGGCAAGUGCAUCGUUAGUGAUCAAGACGUGGUUGCAAUUACCAGAUUCUACAAGUGAUCAAGGCAAUAUUAGAGACUGUCAAUUAACAUGCUGGAUUCCACACUACAAGCAAAUAAAGCAACUGUUUUGCAAGUCAGAAAAAUCUGUGCAACAAAAUGAUAAAAUUAUAGUCGCUCGUAGAAUAAACAGCGAUAGCACCAAAUUUACAGAAAUAGGUACUAAAUUUUCUAUUGAUGAAAAUAAAGCAACCGAUGAUGGCGUUGUAGUAAAAUGCAAUUGCAGCUAUCAAUCUGUUAUUAAUUGGUUUUGGAAGAUACCGCAGUGGUUACUCGAUGCUGCAAGAUUAGGGCCAAAGUAUUAUUAUGACUACUUUCGAUAUCCAGUUCAAUACUUUGUUGGCGUUAAGCCAAUGAAGGAUAAACCGGGACAUUUUACUUUAAUAGCCCUUGUAAAGAAUAUACGUUGUCCGUUACCCUCUCGCAUAGGGGAUGAAUUAGAGUUACUUGCUUCAAGUGGCGAUGAAACUAGACUCCUCAGUAGUGGUCGGCUACAAAUCAAUCUUGCAGGAGAUAUUAAACCUCUUAACGGAUUAAUUUGGGUAGAACUAUUAAACAAAAUUGCUUACUUUGAUGGAAUGUAUUCGGUUACGCAAUUUGCUUGUAUGGGUCAUUUUGACGCCGAUAAUGGGAUUUACUCUAAAGGUUCCGUAGAAUUUCGUUAUAUCGAUCCAGGCCCAAAUUGUCAUCCAGAUGCAUCUAACCCUGACUAUAAUGUCGAAAAUGAAUCCGUUGUUGUUGAGUUUAGCUAUGCUAUAGAUCAUGAAAUGACAAGAAAAUAUUCCAUAAUCCGAGGGAAUGUUUCAGAUCCUGAAACGACUGGUAAAGUCGACGCAAGGUCUCCACAACCCGAUCCAUUUACAGACACUCCAAUGCAUAAUUCAAAAGAACUAUCGCAAAAUCUAUCUCUGAUUGAUUCUAUAGAAGAUACCAGACACUUAUGGUAUCAGGAAGACAUGACUAAAGUUAACGCCAUAGUAUUCCUUCAAGAUCAACCUAUCGGCACGUUUGUGGUUAGAAAAAGUACUCGCCAUCAUUGUGAGGCAAUUAGCGUCAAAGUAACCGUUGAUGGUAAUAUAGGACACUUUCUUUUCAAAAACAACUCAAAUGAAUGGUCUAUUGCAGACUUUGAAAGAAAGUUUGUAUCACUGGAAGAUUUGUUGACCCACUAUACUAAUAAUAAGGACAAAGAGUUACAAGUAAAAUUACGAUUUCCACGACCAAUUCAUAGCAAUGCAAAAGUAGAACCAGAGACACAAUCGCUACCUGGAGAGAUUUCCGACUGCACCAUGCAGCAUGUUAGCAUUCAAGACUAUAAUGAAGUAUCGAAUCUUGAGAAAUUCGAGUAUAUCUUGUCUGAUUCAGAAGAAAAUACAGGUUUAUCAAUUGAAUUAUGGUACCAGUUUACAUUAAUCAUUUCGAAAUAG